UAGGCUACUUUGACCAGAAACACCACUUAUCUCCCUCCACAUUAGCAAACGGUUCACUCUCAAGUUGCCCAAAGUGAAGCUUCCGUGCCGUGUCCAUGAUCGUCUCUUCUAUUCACACUAGUAAAUGUAAUGUACAAGAAAGAGCUUAUUAAUUAUUGUUAGUAUUAGUCACUCACUCCCACCAACACCACCACAUCUCUCUCUCUCCAUGGGCAAGAAGGGAGGAGGCUCCUCCUGGUUGACCGCCGUUAAAAGGGCCUUUAGAUCUCCAUCCAAGGACUCUGAAAAGACAAGUACCAGAAGAAGAAACGACCACGACCACGACCACAACCCCAACGCAGUUGAUCAACCACAACCACAACCACAACCACAACCAGAAGAAGAAGAUAAGAAAAGAGAGAAACGAAGAUGGCUUUUCCGGAAGCCCACGAACCACGAACCAGCAACCCAACAAACACCGCCGAAAAUGCCGGCUACCGCUUGCAACGGCGGCGGUGGCGUUUCAGAUGCAGCAGCUGCCGCCACUGCUGAGCAAAGACACGCCAUUGCAGUGGCUGUGGCGAGCGCUGUAGCCGCAGAGGCAGCGGUGGCCACCGCCCAAGCCGCCAUGAAGGUUGCUCGGCUCGCCAGGCCACCACCACCUAAUUAUGCGAAGGAACACUAUGCCGCGACUGUUAUUCAGACAGCAUUCAGAGGAUAUUUGGCAAGGAGAGCUCUUCGUGCGCUAAAAGGGCUAGUAAAGUUGCAAGCCUUAGUGAGAGGUCACAAUGUUCGAAAGCAAGCGAAGAUGACACUCCGAUGUAUGCAAGCUCUGGUUCGAGUGCAGGCCCGGGUACUUGGUCAACGCACACAACGCCAAUCUCCACAAGAUACCAGAAGCAGAAAAUCAACCUUCAGUGACCCAAAUAGCAGCUUAUGGGAAUCCCCAUAUCUUCUUCAACUUCAACCAGAUACUACUACUGCUUCUGAUAGAAAGUCAAUGUCGAAAGAUGGAAGUAGCAGCAUUGCUGAUGACUGGGACGGACGCCCACACACAGUUGAGGAAGUGAAAGCCAUGCUACAGAAUCGAAAGGAAGCUGCUUUGAAGCGUGAAAAAACUUUUUCUCAUGCUCUCUCUCACCAGAUGUGGAGAACUAGGAGGAACCAAUCAUUUGGAAACGAAGACGAGCUUGGAGAGAGACAACCACAAUGGCUGGACAGGUGGAUGGCAGGGAAGCCGUGGGAGGGCAGGGGAAGAGCUUCAACUGAUCAAAGAGACCCUAUUAAAACUGUCGAAAUUGACAAUACCUCACAACCUGACUCAUACUUGGCUCCUAAUUUCCGACGAUCAAAUCAACCCCAAUACCAUCCCCAAAACCACAACCAAAGAUCCACUUCACAAUGCCAUGCGUCUCCUCUGCACCAUCGAGCCCUCCAUGUCUCCCCUGUUACGCCCUCUCCGUCCCAAACAAGGCCUCCCCAAGUCCGCUCUGCAAGCCCCCGCUGUGCUAGAGAAGAACGAAGCUACCAGGCAGCACAGACACCGAGCUUAAGGUCUAAUUACUACUACAACGGUGGUGUUGGCGGCGGUGGUGGUGUGGUUCCAAAUUACAUGGCUGCAACAGAGUCUGCUAAAGCAAGGGCUAGGUCCCAGAGUGCACCGAGGCAGAGGCCAUCGACGCCAGAGAGGGAAAGAUUUGGGACGGUUAAAAAGCGGUUGUCAUACCCGGUUCCGGACCCAUACAACAAUGGAGGAAUUACUGGGUAUGGUGGUUAUGGAGGCUACAAUAAUAAUAAUCUGAGGAGUCCAAGCUUUAAGAGUGUAACUGGGUUUCAUUCCAAUUAUUCAUCUUGCUGUACGGACAGUCUUGGUGGUGAGAUCUCCCCUUCAUCAACCAGUGAUCUUAGGAGGUGGUUGAGAUGAUUUAAACACCAAAUACUAUAUGGAGAAUAGCUUCUCUUCACUUCAGAUAUAGACCAGAGAGUUCAAUCUGGCCUUCUAAAUUGUGUUAAGUAGACACUUUUUAUAAAUUAAAAGCUUAAAUUUUAUCUACCCAUUGACUUAUUAAAUAUUGGGUCAAAAUUUUUACUCAGAUCCAAUAUUGAGUUUGUGAAUGGAUGGACAAAAUCUAAACUUUUAAUUUACAAAAAAAAUGUUGACAUGACACAAUGUGCAAGAUUAAACCAAACCUGUUCAUACCUUAGACGGUAGAGAAGUCGACCUCUAUAUGAUGACCUUCUAGAGCUAUUACAAUUUGUUGGGGCUGCUCUUUUAUUUUCUUUCUUUUAACCCUCCGGAUAAAAAAUUGGGGCAUUGUGGUUGUUGGAAUGAGUGUGUUAGUCAGUUGAAUAUUGAGUAAGUAGUUGGAUUUAUUGACCAUAAAAAGAACAAAAAAGAAUUCUUGUUUAGUAGGAUUGUGUUCUUGUAGCUAUUUUGUUAUGUUGUCGAGUUCAAUAGUUAUCAAUGCAGUCACAUGUAUGUAUCUUGUUUUAAGAGAAUUGUUUUGACCUUUUGAGAGGUUAUUUUGACUGUAUGGUAGAACUAACUUCGUAUAA
This is a messenger RNA of Camellia sinensis, 2535 nucleotides long. RefSeq names its product protein IQ-DOMAIN 18. Lineage: Eukaryota; Viridiplantae; Streptophyta; Magnoliopsida; Ericales; Theaceae. The record is from RefSeq and is a predicted model, not a curated record. Gene Ontology annotation, molecular function: protein binding.